Gallus gallus (chicken) is the source of this 9065-nucleotide messenger RNA. RefSeq names its product FERM domain containing 3 (gene FRMD3). NCBI's taxonomy places the organism in Eukaryota, Metazoa, Chordata, Aves, Galliformes, Phasianidae. The transcript has 14 exons. The record is from RefSeq and is a predicted model, not a curated record. Gene Ontology annotation, molecular function: cytoskeletal protein binding. Gene Ontology annotation, cellular component: cytoskeleton. Bases 4291 to 6210 code for a protein of 639 amino acids.
AGAACAACUGAUGGCAGGUCUGAGCCUAUCGGGAUUCAAGGUAUUUCUCUUACAAAAAGCCUGGAAGAAGUAUGGUCACACCAGCAGAGCAGGAUCUUGCUCUGUCAGAACAGGAGUUGGAAAUGAGAGAGGUGGCAGCUGAUGGAACAGUGUAACUGUAAAUCUCUGUUGCUUUUUGUCAGCUGUGUUGUUGUUUUCAAUGGAUAAAGCUGCUUUUUGAGUUACAUUCGAGGAACUUCUUUUUUUUUUGUUUGUUUGUUUUCUGACUUGAUUGUGUUUUGUUCUGUGGAGGUGUUACAAUUGUUCUUGAUUUCAAUAUUUAGUUUUUUUAGGUCCAUGGGACGUUAAAGUAUUCCAAAGACUAAGGAAAGCAAUCAUUCGAAACCAGACAUUAUUCCUGCCUUGCCUCAGAGCCAAUUAUUUAAACUGAAAUAUGGGUUUAAUUAUUGCUUUAAUUUCUUCUUCCACUUCUUUUUAUUUAUUUUUUUUAAGGUGGAUUUGCAUUACUCCUGCAAAUGCAUUGGUUUAUGAACAGCUUUGUAUAGAGGGUCUCUGUUGGAUACUAUUCACCCAAUCCCAUUUCACUUGUGGGAAAGGGAUUGAAAACCCUGCCCCAAAAAAUGCUAUGUUUAUAACAUGGUGAUUUCAGUGGUUCCUGACAGAGAAGCACAGCUGGCAGGGCUUCAGUGGUUAGGUAACAGAGCAGAAGUGUUAUUUAAUCUGCUUGUGACUUGCUUCCUUGUGAUGAUAUGCAGAUAAAUAGACCCAUAUCUUCACAGUGAAACAAAAGCAAACAGAGGAGAAUGGAAGCUUUUAAACUUCUGGAAAUGGUUUUCCUCACGCUUUCAGAAUUCUGAAGCAGUAACAAAUGUUUUGUGGUCUCAUUUUACGUCAUCAGAGAGGGAUUCAAUUGGCAGAACAAGAUACACUCUCUGUUGAUUUUUAACUUGCCCAAGGAAACCAGGAAUAAAAAAACUUCAGAAACAAGCCCAAGACUGGAUUAUUACUUCUGUGUUAGAUUGAAAGUGCCCAGGAACCUCUGAGACCUUUGUUUGGGUUCGUUUCUGCAUAAUAACAGAGUUAUUGCAGAACUGGGAUACUCAAUCGUAGAUUUUCACAGUAGCGGAAAUGGAAACAGUAAUAAUAGUAUCUGGCCAUGAAAAUACAGCAUCUCUGUCGUGUCUUCAUCAGUUCCUAGAGCUAGGGGAAGAAAAAGCAGGCAGGUUUGUCCUGUCUGUCCAUUGAUGGAGAACUGCAUUACCGUGUUUUUUUGGAAUGGAAAAACUCCCUUUUUUUUGCUUAACUUUUUCCCAGAUGCAGCUUAAAAAAGCAAAUUUUCACAGUUAGUUGCAAGUUGAUCUUUUAUGACAUAUGUGUCCUAUGUCAUUUACAAGGUAUUAUAUCCUUUGCAGGUAUGUUGGUUUGUUUUGGGAUUUUAGUGAUAUUAAAGUCAGAUACUCAAAUGCAGCCUUAGGAAAAACAUAUCCAUCUUGUCUGUACCUACUUAUUUAAACAGAAAAAAUAUCCAUGCUUCAAAUUAUUUAUAGGAGUCCCCAAAGACCUGUUUUUAUGUACACAUGUGGAAGGGCUCCAUUAUAAAACUUCAAAGCUUUUUAAAAGCACUUUUCAAAGGGGCAGAGAAAUUUGAAAGAAAGUAUAACUCAGUGGAGCUAACUAUAUGUUGUAUUUGAGUUAAAACGUCUAGGAAAAAAGUGGCUUGAUUAAAUAAUUCCUUAUUCUCUCAUGGCAUUUUGGCUCUCUUGCACAUACACUCCGGUGCCAGUUAUUUCUGCUUGGGUUGCUCUUCUCUGCUUGAGAAUACUUGUUAGAUUCUGGGUGAGAUAUGGUAUAAUUAUCUGCCUCAAAGCCUUUAGAAAUCUGACUUGGUUUUGCUCUCGGAUUCCUAUGGUCUAUUGCUGACUUUUUUUUCAUACUGUUUCAAAUAAUGGUUUUUUCAUGAUGUCAUUUUUUUUACAUUCUGUCAACGUAUUGAAAUGUAAGACAUAAAAAUAUUUUUUUGAGUUGGUAGAGUAGUUAAAAAAUAAGAUCAUUUAAUUGGAAAGCUACAUAGCAACUGUGUGAAGUCUCAGGCAAUAUUUUAUAUUCAUUAUUCUGUGACCCAAAUCCAUUCUCGUGCUCUGUUGUGGAUGACUGGCAGUUCUUAAUUUAAUUUAUCCAUCUUCUUUCACAAAUUAGGAUAAGCUAUGGAUUUAAUACAUUCUUUUGUACAAUAAUAUGUAAUAAGUGUAUCAAGGAAUACAGAAGACAGCAAAGAUUAUCAGAUGCUAAAGCUCUGGAGAAUUUGGAGCAUUGUUAGUGCUAUCUAGAAAAUGUUUAUGGAUCAUGUUUGCAGAGAACAAAAAGAACAACCAUUGCCCACCCCUCUUAACAAUCUGUCUGUUUUGGAUUGAAAUUUAAGGUGCUUUGGGCUACAUCAAUGUUUUUUUUUUUUUCCUCAGUAUGAAAUAGGAUCUGGAUUUUAUUUAAAAAGUAAAUAUUUUAAAAGCAUAAUGGUGGAGUAGUUAACAUAGUGUUUCUUAUAACAACAGUCAUUAUAUGAUGUGUGUAUUUAGGCACUUUUAUCAGUUUACAAUCUUUUCUAAUGUCUGGUAAUGAAUCGAGUGGAACUUGAAGCCUGAGUGAGUAGCACUAUUAACUGAAGUAUAUAUUAACGAAAGGUGGAAUUAUUAACUACUCCUCCUUAUUGCCUGUAGAGGGUUUAAGGAUUCGUAGCUCAGAGACUUUUGUUUGCUCUUUUUUGUUUGGCUGAUUUCUAUCGUCUUAUCUUAGCAAGAUAAUUAGGACAGCAGUUCACUUAAGAAGGUAGCUUUGUUGUUGGACUGAAAAUCACAGUGUGUGUCCUAGCCUUUUAUCUGGUUCUGCAGUAACUCAUACGUUUGCUUGGAUUAUUUAUGUGGAUGAAGCCAAUGUCUUGUUAAGUAAAUGAAUUACAUUGUGAGCCUAUAGAAACUGGUAGAUUUAUUGACUCUUCUUCCAGUAACAUACUUUAAUGUUGUCAGAUGAAAAUAUGAAUAGUCCAUUUUCAUCUUUUACAGCAUUCUAAAAAUUGGAUUUAUUUUAUACACUGUUGUCAAUAAAAUCUAUUUUUGUGUUUAUCUAUACCUGAGUCACUCAGGAGCUUUUAUUCCCCAUUGCUAUAAUGUUCACUGUAUAUUCAUCUUAAAACUGCGUGGAGCUGCAAUUUCAUUCACAUUUCUUUCACAUUUUUUCUUACUGCCUAUUGAAUUGUAUUGAAAUGUCACAGUGCAAUUUUGUCUUAAUAUUUUGAUUCUCUUGCUCAUAGCAUAGUCACAAAAAUUUGCAGAGAUUUCUAGGAUUAUAAGAGAGAAAAUGCUUCACUGAGACAUGGCUGCUUAAAUACGGUCCUGUAUGAGAAUUUUUUUUUUCUCUCAAUCACAGGAAGAGCAAUUUUCUUCUUGUGCUUUCCAGUCUUUUAUCCAGGCCUUGCCUUUUAGGGAAAUUCUUCUCUGUGCUGUCACUAGCAUGCCUGUAACUGUGUGGUGUAAAAAGUCAGUGUACCUGUUGGUACUGACAAAAUGUCUGGAGACUGUAGAGAAACAAGUAAUUACAGAAGGAAAUGAGUUGCAGCUAUGAUGCAAGGAGAAAGUUAGCAGUGCAAGGUGCAAAGCACGAAGCUGAGCAAGCAUGUACAGAAACACCUUGGGUUAACAUCCCUUGACAGUGACUGUUUAAAAGAGGGAAAACAAAGUGCAGAAAUGCAUGGCACAAACAAGGUAGUGAUACCCUUUGGGCAAGAAGUAGUACAUGGAAGAGUAAAGGAUGUGCAGAAAAGGGUUAGAUAUGUGGGAAGUGGAAGGAAGCAGAAGGAAGGUGUGGUGAGAGUAGGUGGCUUAUGCUGUAGGAAGGGAAGUAGAGGCAUCACAUGCAUGAAAAGACACCUGGGGAGAAAUGAGCAGUUCCCUUGUGGCUGUAGGUGAUAUCAGGAGGAGAGAAAGUCCAUGGGGCAAGGAAGGGGUCAGUGCAGCAGCCCCCAGCACACAGGGGGAACUGUUCAGCAGUCUGGUGGUGGCUUAACUGAGAGUGCUUUAUAUUGUGCUUCAUAUUUAGUUCAUUGAUGGAAUGGACAUAUAAGCAACUGCAUCUAUGUCAGAAUGUCUUAUUAAUUGAAAAAGUAACAGAAUACCUGUUAAAAUAGAGCAGUAGUAUUCUUAUUUGUUUAACACUUCAGUCUUGAAGCUGCAGUACUGUAUCUAGUUCUGGAGUCCCCAGAUCAAAAAAGACAAGAAACUACUGGAGAGAGUCCAGCAGAUGGCCACAAAGAUGAUGUGGGGCCAGAGCCAUCUCCCUUAUGAACAAAGACUGAGAGACAUGUGGCUGUUCAGCCUGGAGAAGAGAAAGCUAAGCGGGGAUCUCAUCAAUGCUUAUACAUACCUAAAAGGCAGGUAUCAAGUGGGUGAGGCCAGGUUCUUUUUGGUGGUGCCCAGUGACAGGAUAAGGGGCAACAGGCACAGGAAGUUCCAUCAGAACAUGAAAAAGAACUUCUGUACUGUGUGGUUGGCAGAGCGCUGGAACAGACGGCCCAGAGAGAGGGAAACGAAAGGUCAGUUUCUCAUAGAUCACAUCUGCAACUAUUACAGCUUGCUGGAAAAGGAUUAUUUUGGCAUUCGAUAUGUUGACCCUGAGAAGCAGAGGCACUGGCUUGAGCCCAACAAGUCCAUCUUCAAGCAAAUGAAAUCUCAUCCACCAUAUACCAUGUGCUUUAGAGUGAAAUUCUACCCUCAUGAACCCUUGAAGAUUAAAGAAGAGCUCACCAGAUACCUCUUAUACCUACAAAUAAAAAGGGAUAUUUUCCAUGGCCGUUUGCUGUGUUCCUUUUCUGAUGCUGCCUACCUGGGUGCCUGUAUUGUCCAAGCUGAACUUGGUGAUUACGAUCCUGAUGAACACCCAGAGAAUUAUAUGAAUGACUUCAAGAUUUUCCCCAAACAGUCACAAAAGCUUGAGAAGAAAAUUGCUGAAAUACAUAAAAAUGAAUUCAGAGGUCAGAGCCCAGCUGUUUCUGAAUUUAAGUUGCUCCUGAAAGCACAUUCAUUAGAAACUUAUGGUGUUGAUCCUCAUCCUUGCAAGGACUCUACGGGAACAACUACGUUUUUAGGAUUCACAGCUGCAGGAUUUGUAGUUUUUCAGGGGAACAAACGAAUUCAUCUGUUAAAAUGGUGUGAUGUCUACAAGCUGAAAUUUGAAGGGAAGACUUUUUAUGUGUUUGGAGCACAAAAGGAGAAAAAGGCUGUGCUGACAUUCCAUACCUCAACACCAGCAGCCUGUAAGCAUCUUUGGAAGUGUGGGGUGGAGAACCAGGCUUUUUACAAGUAUGCAAAAUCUAGCCAGAUCAAGACCAUGUCCAGCAGCAAAAUAUUUUUUAAAGGCAGCAGAUUUCGUUAUAGUGGAAAAGUAGCCAAAGAGGUGGUGGAGGCAAGCUCUAAAAUCCAGAGGGAACCUCCAGAAGUUCACAGAACCAGCAUUACGCAGAGUCGCAGCUCUCCCUCCCUGAACAAGCAACUCAUAAUUAAUAUGGAACCUUUGCAGCCUCUUCUUCCUUCUCCAUGUGAAGAGGAAGAGGUUCCUUUAGAUGAAGAUAUCCAACUGCCAAAGGAAGAUGAGAUUUCAGUUCCUGUGACUUCCAGCUCCCCAGUUAAGAACACUGGGGACAAUACUGAUCAUGCCAUCGAACAGGAAGAGAAGAUGAAAGAGGAACCUUUAACCAUCUCAGAACUGGUAUAUAAUCCCAGUGCCAGCUUGCUGCCCACUCCAGUUGAUGAUGAGAUUGACAUGCUCUUUGAUACCUGUCCAAGAGCAGAGAAUGAGAAAGAUGAUACAGAUUCAUUUGAGGAACUGGAAGCAGAUGAAAAUGCCUUUAUGAUUGCAGAAGAAGAAGAGCUGAAAGAAGCUCGAAGAGCGCUUAGGUGGAGCUAUGACUUUGUAAUGGGCAACAUAGAGGUGAAUGCUUUUGUGAAGAGUUUCUCCAGACUUCUCCUUGUAGGCCUUGGACUGAUGUUGCUUGUGUUUCCUCUUCUCCUUGUUCUCUUGGAGUCAGACCUUCAGAUCUCUUUUCUCCAUGAAAUCCGUCAGACACCAGAGUUUCAGCAAUUUCACAUUGAAUAUUACUGCCCACUUAGGCAGUGGGUGGCUUGCAAAAUAAACUUCAUUUGUGACAUGCUGGGCAGCUUUUAAAUUUUACAGAAAUAAUACUACUAAGGGCUAUAUUCAAAAUUUCAGUUAGUGCCGGCUUUCCAUAAUGCCCCUGGGGCCAUCAAUAGGUAGCUGUCUUCAUAUUCAGUUAUUAUCACACUUUUCAGGAUCUUAAGUUUCCUUCGCCCACUUAAAUUGCUCCUUUAGUUACAGGCUUAUAAAUUCACCUUUCAGUAACUUAAAAGAACCUUUAUUUUAAUUGCAUUUCAGUUUUUCUGCUCACUUAUUACAUUAUACAAGAUGGGGUAAUGAUAGGUUAAUCACCUUUAAUUGUAGAAUCCAUGACAUUAAAUGUAAUGUAACUGAAAGAGAAACUUUUUUGAAUAUACUCCUUAGUGCAGCGAUCUCUUCUAACCAAUGCCUAUGCCUAUACAAGCAAUGUUUAUGCUGGGUUUUUGGUUUUGGUUUGUUUUUUCUGUUUGUUUUUUUACAAUUUUAUGUGUUUAAAAUAUUUUGGUAAAUUUUUAGCAAAAGAUAACUUCUGAUGUUAUUUAAAUGUACAGAUUAGUAAGAAUAAUGCACAAGAACAUGAAGUUUAUUUUUGGUGUUUUAGCAAUGAUUUGUUUUUAAACUACUGGCUGGAGAAUGAAUGAGAUAGAAAUAGCUCUGUAGGAGAGACAGCGGUUUGGGAAAUAUAUAGAAGGUUCACUCAGGUUCAGUAGGGGCUGCCUGGGGGACAUUAAAUGACACGAAGUUUUCAGAAGAAUUUCUGAAAGGCUUAGUUGUAAGGCGUAGGGAAGAGAGCAGAAUUGAAAAUAAUGAUCCUUCUUGUUACGUCAGUUUGUCUUACAAUUUAUCAGUGCUUUAGAAAGUCUCUAUAUGAUAGUCCAAGUAUGUUUUGGAAGAGAGUGAGUCUUCAGUCUAAAUGUAGAUUAUUGUAUAUAACAUGGAAGAAGACAAUAGUAAGUAGGGGAAAAGAAAAAAAAAAAAAAAGAAAAAAAGCCAAAACCCUACCUAAAUCAGUAGAUGCGUGACCUAAUUUUAAAAAUGAUAGAGAAGAAACAUACAUGCAUUUUUAAAAGCAAAGCUUUAGACUGUACAGUUGACCUGAAAGUAUUCUACUGACUCACAGUUAAAGGAUUAAAUGCUUUAAGAGAUGCAUAUUUAUCCUUGAUGCCCUUUAUUACUAAUCUCCAAGACAACAUAUUUUCUGUGUGUACUGAUAUGCUUCCUUUUACAUAUAGCAGCAUACCUACCCUCUUUCCUAUUAGUGUACGCCUGGUUGCAGGACUUAAUGCUGUUUCAUGUAAGAUGAAUUUGUAUAUCUAGUUAUUCCAGUAUUGCUUAGAGAACAUACUUAAGUAAAAUCUUGUCAAUAGCUGAGAGCAUCUGAAGGCCCUCAGAUGUACCAGAGAGGUUCUAUCUAAGAAUCUUAGAGGAAGCUUUUGUUGUUUUUAUUUCCCCUGAUGUUAGAGCAGAUGUAUUUCGUAUUUAAAGUUGAGGGAACUCUGAUUUCGACCUCAGAGUCUUUCUCUUGCUUAGAGAUUUACAAAUGGAAGGCAUAUGUGAGACUGUUCUAUUAAGACAUACAUUUAAUAUAUUGUAACCACAGCUCUUAAUUCCUACUAAAUAAACUCCUUUAUUUUCAGUAUCAGAGAAUGGGCUUGGCUUUCUCAUGUAAGCCUUUACAAGUGUCUAGUUUGAAAAUGGUGAUUUCCUUACAAGAUUUCUCCUUUCCUUUCUAAACUUCUCCAGUUUUUAAAGAAUGAGACAGUUACAAGGGUUCAGGAGUUCCUUUUCUCAACAGAAAGCUUUCUGAUUGCUAUUCAUUUCUCUAGCAACAAAGGCUAAAAUGAAUUGCCUUUUCCUCUUGACUGACUUUUUCCCUGACAAUCUGUUCCACAGAAGAAUCAUUAUUGAUUUAGUUACUUGAUAAGGAUUUCAUCUUGUGCUACUUGUAGCUAAAUGAUCCUUUCCCAUGAGGUAAUAAUCAUUCAGCCUAGUAGAAAUGGAGAGUAAACUGAAGUAGAUAUUGGGUCUUAACAGGAAGUAAUUCACUGAUACUGUUUUGAAAGAAAGGUAUCAGAAAAGGUGUUGUACGUGGUGAAAACUGUGAAAGCUGGUGUCCUGCUGGACUACAGAGACAAGAUUCCAUGCAGGCUCCUGUUUAAGUCUGACAAUUGAUUUAAACAAAAAAUAAAUAAAACCCUAUGCUCUAAAAUAUAAUCUUGUUCCUGUAAAUUAUAGCACACAAGAAGUGGGAGUAUUGUUUUGCUUGAUUUAACUCUAUCAGAAAAUGAUCAAAUUGCAUGAGAAAGUAAUCUCAGAGACUGUGCAGUGUAGUGAGGUCUUACGUAGGGUUAAAUGCGAGAGUAUACGUGCACAUGUACUUACCUUUGCUACCUAUGUGCAUACAUCCAGGCCUGGCCUUCUGAAAAUCUUCUUUUUCUUUCUAUUAUUCUAUAGACCAUCAGCGUAAUUCAAAUGAAAGUCACAAGAGUCCUCUAACAUUAAAGGCCAGGAACACCUAAUGCGCGCAGAAGCAUAUAGUUGGGGAUACUCAGACAGAAUAGCAGUCUAGCAUCUUAUUGGUGAGGAUGACAGUUGGGUUAUGGAGUAUCUAUAGGUACAGUAUUGUGCAUUUCUGUCUGUGCUUGGAUUAUAUUGUAAAAUGUUAUGUACUUGAAAUCUAUUUUGUGGUUUGUCUAACAUUUAUAAACACAACUCUGGGAAGAAUUAAAUAUGGUUUUAUUUCAUUGGAGACUGGGGGGAUAAUAUAUCUGUAACUCGAGCCUUAUCUUUGUACAGUGAAUUUCACAUUUCUAUGUCAACAUCCUGAUUGUUUUGUAUGUUGAUAUGAUGGCAGGAAUCCCUAAUAAAAAUACACUGGAGAAAAA